AUGGAGGUAGAUCCAGAAUUUUCGUUUGGUGCUAAUGUUGAUGGUGAGACCCCCCUUUACUUGGCUGCCGAGAGACAAUUUCCAGAUUUGGUGUCAGAAAUUUUAAACAAAUUGAAGUCACCAGCUUAUGAUGGCCCCUUAGGUAGAACGGCUUUGCAUGCUGCAGCAUGUUACGAUGACGAAGGGGGUAGGAGGCGUUUGUGGGUUCGUGGAGGCGUCUGGGGUAGGAAAGUGAGGAAGACUGAGAAGGUGACCACGAAGGGAGAUGAAAUUGUAGAUCUGGAACACAAAGGAGAAUAUGAAGUGGAAAACCAGAGCUUGCUCACAUGUUUCCAUGUCAUUGGGCGAGUAUUAGAAGUCGGGCAUGAUGAAAUUGAGAAGCAUUCAAAGGAGGUGGUGAGUGAGAAGGUGAGGAAGACGAAGACAGAGGAGGACAACAAAGCAGCUCAAGCCCAUUUGGUAGUUGCUGCACUCAUUACAACUGUGACCUUUGCAGCAGGCAAUGCCAUGCCCGGAGGCUUUGUUGGUGGAGAUGAUCAUCCACAUCUAGGCUUUGCAGUUUUGAGGAAUAGUGCUGCUCUCAAGGCAUUCAUCAUUACAAAUGCCCUAUCGAUUAUGCUAUCUAGUUCUGCUAUCUUUAUCCACCUAUUUAUUCCGCUUAUGCCUUUUGAAUACUUCUUUGUAAACCGCGUACAUUUUCUUCAAAUAGCCUUUUCGUUCCUUCUUUUUGCCAUGGCACCAAUGGUUUUGGCAUUCGUCACAGUUUUCUUCGAGUAG
Juglans regia (Persian walnut) is the source of this 777-nucleotide messenger RNA. Its product is annotated as protein ACCELERATED CELL DEATH 6-like. The transcript is spliced from 4 exons. The record is from RefSeq and is a predicted model, not a curated record. Gene Ontology annotation, molecular function: protein phosphatase regulator activity; protein phosphatase 1 binding. Gene Ontology annotation, cellular component: plasma membrane. Lineage: Eukaryota; Viridiplantae; Streptophyta; Magnoliopsida; Fagales; Juglandaceae. Bases 1 to 777 code for a protein of 258 amino acids.